CAACAUGGCUCAGGAUUUGUUUGUAUUUUCAAAGAGUUUCCAGGAAAGGUUGGAUGAAUAUAACUGUAUUUUAACUAGUAAUUUGAAAGCAGAAGAUGUGAAAAGGGAAUGGAGCAUUUUUUUGGAAUCUCAUAUUGAACCAGCAGGUUGGAGAGCGAUUUGGAAGAUGUCCCAAAACUAUCCACGUAGUUUACUUGUGACUAUUGAUCUUAUUAACUUUAAAGAAUUGACCUGUACUGUCCAAAUCAAUGAAGUUGAAGAUGGAGUUGAUUGCGUUCCUUUAAAGGUGAGUGAUAUUCCUUUGAUAGAAUUAUAUCCGACAAUUGGACAGAAUAACAAUAAAGUGUUUGUAAAACUUUUCAACACAGCCAAGGCUAUUGAUAGUCUGAGAUUUUUUUACAACCACUUAUGGAUGCCUUGGGAUGAGAAUUAUGGUGGUUCUGACUCAUGGGUCACUUCUCACUUAGAGGGAAGACUCUACUUGCAGUUUGAGUUGAUGGAACGUAAGGUUCCUAACCAGGUGGCUUACAAUGUGUGCAAGCUGAUAUCAAAGGGCCGCAACGUCCUCAGAGAGAUAGAAGACGUUCAGCUAAAGCUCACUGAACUACUCAAUGAGAUGGCUCAUUUGCAAAACCAGUUUAGUGUAUUUGAAAAACCUGUGUUGCUGAAAUCAUCCAGUGGAUAUUAUAUGGGCAAAGGAAAGGAAGAUAAUGAGGGGUUGCUUGCCAAUCCCAGCCUGCCUUUUACGAAAAUUGUCAGUGAACAAUCGCCCCUUCCAGAAGCCAUAUCAUUCCAUGCCAUGGGGAAAGCACUGGACAUUGAGCAUUUUCCUCUAGAAGUUUUAGAGGCACUUGUUUCUUUUCUCUCGGCAAAAGAUUUAUCCAAUUGCAUAGGCGUUAGUAAAACCUGGUACAGUAUUUUUAGUGAUGAUUUAUUUUGGAAAAGACAUUGUAUAGCUAGUUCAAAUUCCUAUUUUUCAAAAAAUAAAUGCCUUGUGGACCCUGCUUUCAAACUAACAACAAACAACACGGUUUUGCCCAUUGAAAAAAACCGCCUCUCAUUCUUACAAGAACAGCACUUAUUGAACAAUUGGAGAUGUGGGCGCUUCAGGAAGGAAGUAAUUGGAAGUUUAACCCGUGAUAAGAGAAUUGUUGAGUAUGAUUUUCAACUAUCAUUUUUGGACGAUGACCAUAUAUUUGAAAACCACCAUGUCUAUAAUAAAGGACUAACAUAUGAGACUCGAGUUUGGAAUGUAGCUGAGACUCUAGUCCUAGUAUUGACUAUACCACACUGUUUGAGUGAACGUUUUGAAGCUGACACUUAUCAAAUAGUCAAUAGCAAUCUGAUAGUUGUCAUCCAAUGUAAUUUAGUACAAGUUUACAAAAUCAGCUUGGAUUCUAAAAACUGUGUUCUGAAUCAUCUCUUCUUUUUUGAUAAACCGGAGGAAUUCUCUCAUAGUUUAACAGCUGAUAGCGAUAUUGAAAGUAUCGUGGUCUCAUCAAUUAGUGACUUUCCAGAUGUUCAGUAUCUUUAUCGGUUUGUUUUUAGUGGGCAAUACAUGAUUGGAACCUAUGCACAUGGGGAAUCUGCUCUCUUGCACAUUUGGGACGUCAAGACGGGGAAAAAGGUUAAAGAAGACAGAUACGAAAUCGGACCAAUAGAAUUUACAACUUUAAAAUCUACUCAGCAAGUCACUGAUAAGGUCCUCGUAACCUACCAUUUAAAACAUGUCACUAACAUAGGAAAUGAUGUUGGAGUAUGUAGCUCAAUUAUUUAUGAUAUUUCACGGUUACAGUUUAUCCUGCCUAGUAGGUUUGUUCACAAUGGAUGGGUGUCGUAUUUUGAUGGCCAUUUGAGUGUCAUUAAAACCCAUAGCGAACCCCUCAAGAUAGUAUAUCAUCAUGAUGCAAUGAACCAGAGUAAAACCAUGACUGGUAUAGAAACAUGUCCUACAACCAAUGUUCAUCCCCUAGGCAGUAACCUAUUGAUAUCUACCGAGCAUCAAAUAUACCUUGUAAAUCCUGUCAAUUUAGUAACCUGUAACCUAAUGAGGGCCGAUUUUCGCCUUUUUCAUACUGAAGUGUUGGCUGGAAGAUUUAUUUUGCUGUAUGGAUGGAAGGAUGCAUGCUAUGCAUGCUUUCAAGAGGUAUGGGAGAUUUGCGAAACAGAAUGCAGAAAAGUUUGGGAAUAUCCAAAGACAGAAUGUUGUAUUACCAUGAAGUCAAAUAGUGUCUGUUCUAAAGUUCUUUUGAGACGUAAGAAAAGCAGCAAACUUAUUGUAUUGAAUUUCUGGUAG
Messenger RNA from Macrosteles quadrilineatus (aster leafhopper), 2296 nucleotides. RefSeq lists its product as uncharacterized. Gene Ontology annotation, molecular function: protein binding. The coding region runs from base 5 to 2296 and encodes 763 amino acids. Gene Ontology annotation, biological process: spermatogenesis; male meiosis cytokinesis. The record is from RefSeq and is a predicted model, not a curated record. Lineage: Eukaryota; Metazoa; Arthropoda; Insecta; Hemiptera; Cicadellidae. The transcript has a single exon.